AUGCCACCAACUCAGUUACCCGCGUCGGGGAACCCUCUAGUCUUCUUUGAUAUCACAAUCGGAGGUGAGCCACUCGGUCGUAUCCAAUUUGAGCUCUUCGCCGAUGUAGUUCCCAAGACGGCCGAAAAUUUCCGUCAAUUCUGUACUGGGGAAACCAAAAAUCAUCUUGGUAGACCGCAAGGAUACAAAGGCAGUAAAUUUCAUCGAAUCAUCAAGGAUUUCAUGUGUCAGGGUGGUGAUUUCUUGAAUGGAGAUGGUACGGGUUCUACUUGUAUCUAUGGAUUGAGUAAAUUCGAUGAUGAGAAUUUUACGCAUAAGCAUACGGAACCGGGACUUUUGUCGAUGGCGAAUGCUGGUCCAAAUACCAAUGGUUCUCAAUUCUUCAUAACCACAGUCCCAACUCCCUUUCUCGAUAAUAAACAUGUUGUCUUUGGCAAAGUAGUCGAUGGAAUGGACGUCGUCCGUAAAAUGGAAAAUACUCGCACGAAUCCAAAAGAUGCUCCGCAAUUACCUGUCGUCAUUUCUCUAUGCGGAGAAAUGUAA
Messenger RNA from Botrytis byssoidea, 543 nucleotides. RefSeq lists its product as uncharacterized. Bases 1 to 543 code for a protein of 180 amino acids. The transcript has 6 exons. NCBI's taxonomy places the organism in Eukaryota, Fungi, Ascomycota, Leotiomycetes, Helotiales, Sclerotiniaceae. Gene Ontology annotation, biological process: protein peptidyl-prolyl isomerization; protein folding. Gene Ontology annotation, molecular function: peptidyl-prolyl cis-trans isomerase activity. Gene Ontology annotation, cellular component: intracellular membrane-bounded organelle. The record is from RefSeq and is a predicted model, not a curated record.